Xiphophorus hellerii (green swordtail) is the source of this 2021-nucleotide messenger RNA. It is a transcript of the gene ucmab, whose product is annotated as upper zone of growth plate and cartilage matrix associated b. Gene Ontology annotation, cellular component: extracellular matrix. Gene Ontology annotation, biological process: embryonic skeletal system development; regulation of osteoblast differentiation. The transcript is spliced from 5 exons. The record is from RefSeq and is a predicted model, not a curated record. The coding region runs from base 664 to 1080 and encodes 138 amino acids. NCBI's taxonomy places the organism in Eukaryota, Metazoa, Chordata, Actinopteri, Cyprinodontiformes, Poeciliidae.
GUCGUGCGAAGGGGCCCACACUCAGGAGGCCUUUGGCUGGAAAUCUGUGCAUCAGUUCUUCAGCUCAGCUGUUUUCUGUCACUGGAAGUUAAAUAUUUAUUUGUUCCUUGUCCAUCUUUUUCCUACCGCUGGAAUUACUCAGAGCACUUCUUCAUAAUCAGCCUGUAUGACUGGGUUUGUAUCCUUCGCCGACUGAAAAGCCGAUUUAAAUGAGCCUUAUUUGCCAUAUGUAGAGUGGAAAUCUAACAAAUUGCUCCUGAAAGCACUAUGAGCUCAUUGCAGUAUCAUCCUGUGGGGGGAACUUUUCUUGAGGGGGAUGCAGGGGAGCUGAUCAGAGUUGAUGGAAAGACAGAUGGAGCUGCAGAAAACUUUAGCUAAGGGUUCAAACUUUUAUCUCAGUUAAAUAAGGAAAACAGAUGAUUACAUUGUUUCAUAAUUUAUGCACUUUCUUGCUACUUUCUCACUUGCUUUUACUCUCAGAUCUGCAGGGACUCUCUCUCUCUCUUUCUUUGUCUCUCUCUCUCUCUUCUGACAGGUAGUCCAGAUUUCCCUGAACUCUUCCGCCCUCCUCUAAUCCCAGUCUCAGUCAUCUCUGUCCCUCCUGCUUGUUUUUCGACUCUGGUUUCUCCGAACACAUCAGGACACGGAGUUUAAAAAAAAAAAAUGUCUUGGACGUAUGCAACCCUCCUGGCUCUCCUCGCAGUGCUGCUUGCACUGAGCUUGUCUCCAGAGGCAGCCGAAUCCGCAGCUGUGGGUAGCAGCACGAGAAAUGCAAAAAGCCCAGCAGGUCAGCUGAGGAGGAUCUUCAUGAAAGAAGCUGAUGCCUCCAACUUCUUCAGGAAGCGCAGCAGGCGAGCUGUGAAAUCCCAGGACGAGAUCAUCGCGGAGCAGAGGCAAGUUCUGGCUGCUGACGAGCGAAAGAGGGAGUUUCACGAGGAGAAGAGGAAUGAGUUUGAGAGCUAUGCUGAGGAGGACAACGACGAGCAAAACGAGAGGACCAGAGAGAGCACCGAGCAGUGGAGGGAGUUCCACUACGACGGGAUGAAUCCUUCCCACGAGUACAACCGUCACACCGCCUGAGACCGCCGCAGCAGGUCCACAACUUUACAGCUGACUGACUUUAAAAAAGAAAAAAGAAAAGAAAGGCUCGAUAAAUACGCUUUGCUCUUAUAAAAACAUAAAUUUGAUUAGUUUUCAGGAGAAAUGUUCUCCAAUUUUUAUUCUAGUUUUUUUAUUUUCUAUGUUGCUUAAAUCUAAUCCUGUAAAAGUUGGUCAAAAUGUUUCAUAUUUUUUGAAAGGAGAUCUAAUCCGUAAUUUAGAUCAUGCUUAUUGUUUCUCAUUGUUUCAUUUGUCUGUCAUUAACCAGUUGGGUUAUUAACGCCAGGACUGAUUUAAAAGAGCAAAUUCAAAACAAAAUUGAAUAACAAAAGUAAAUUCAUUUCAGAUUUGUUCAAAUUUGAAACAAAACGACAUAUUUCCCGCAAUUUAUAGUAAAAUAGGUAGAAAUGAUCAAAACAAACCUAUAAUUUUGUUGUCAUUUUUUUUAUCAUGGCCUAAAGAAAUUUACCUUUAAUGUCUGCAACAUUUAAUUGUCUGAUUGAGAAAACAAUGAAAUUAUGUUACACCAGGAUAUUCACAGUAAAAGAGAAAAAAAGUAGGAAGAUAAACCUCUUUUCUUAUCGACAGGGUUGAUAUUCAGUACUCUGUAGAAAUGAAAGCUUAGAUAUUGUUUACAAAGAUGUUCGCUGAAUAUUAAGUACUUAUUUUAAAGUGACGAUGCAUAUCUGUGUUUUUCUUAUUCAUAUUAUUCAGCAAGGGUUAAAAUGUAUUAUUUUUAUUGUAACAGUAUCCAUGCUAUACUGCUGUGUAGUAGUAAAUCUAAUUUACUUUCCUUCAAAGAGCAAAAAUAUACAGAGACUAUAAAAAGUAACGCUUUGCUGUUAAAUUGUCAAGGUUUUCCAAAGUAAAAAUGAGAGGUAAUGAAUUAUUGUAAUAAAAAUAAAGUAGAUACAACUCACUUG